AUUUCGGCAUCUCUUUUAAUUUAUUUCUUUUUCUAUAUAAAAUGGUCCAGCUGCUUCUUCCAAAUCAAAUUUUGAACUCAAUUUCUUGUACACCAAUUCUUCUCUUUCAAAACAAACUCGAGAUUUUUUUAUACAUGAGCUUUUGGAAGUCAUGUCGACAACGUUUGCCAAAAAGAAAGUAUCUAUCAUAUUUCCGCCAACAAAUGUACGUAUCAUUUCCAACAACGAUAAAGAAAAACGAGAUCGUGCGCGAACUUUAUCGGUAAAAUCUUUGUCCACAAUAUCAGAGACUGACAGUGAAAAUCCAACACGAUUAGAACUGCGUAAGUUGCGAUAUAGUACGUUACUUGGAUUACCGUCUGGUUUUACCUUAGAAGCUGAUCCCUACAGUAUAUUAAAUCAUUCUGAAUGGAACGAUAACGUGCGUGUUCGUAGUAAUUGUAAAUCGAUAAAUACACGCGGGGGAAGUAUUCGAAUGAAUGAUGCAGUACCGAUUUUAUCACUUCGAAUGUCAGUUUUGUGUUUGGUUGCAAACAUUUCAUUUCCAGGACUAGGAACGUUUAUAUCAGCAUUUUCGGUGUUGCUAUGCCCAAGAAAUGCUUUUAUGAAAGAAAAACGAUGGCAAUUUUUUGGAUGGAAUAUCAUGAUUAGUGUCGUGCAAAUAAUCGGCGUCAUAUAUUUAUUGACGGGAUAUUUUUGGGGAAUAAUAUGGGGCGUCUACAUGGUGCAGUUAUCAGAUAGAGGAAAUCCAAAGGGGCAGAGUGCACCUGUUCUUACUAGGAAAGUUAAUUGUACAUUGAAGAAUUAUUCUUUUUGGAGAAAACAGAAGGAGACAAAUGUUGAAGAAGAUGAUAUCAUAGAAAAUUUAACACGCGAAGUUUGAUCAGUUUGAUUAAGUACAGCUUUUCGUGCUACAACAAAAUUCAACGUUCUAAAGGAAAUAGAAAAUAGAAAGAAUGAAAGUCAACACAGGCUAAAAGGAAGAUAAUGAAUGAAACUCAAAUUACUUUGAUUUCCAGAAGAAAACAUGACACAAAAAAUAACGAUAACAUUGAACUACAAAAACCUUUUGAACAUUGGAAACAAUUUUCUCGCAAUAACCAACACAGAAAAAAUGUAGGACAUCUUCUGAUAUAAAUGUCGGAGGAGAUUUGCCUUUAUAUUUCGUGACCAAGAAAAAUAUGUUUCAUUUUUAUGGAUUAGAAAUCGUGCUCAGUAAUUAUCAAACAA
This is a messenger RNA of Hydractinia symbiolongicarpus, 1230 nucleotides long. RefSeq lists its product as uncharacterized. The record is from RefSeq and is a predicted model, not a curated record. Bases 152 to 883 code for a protein of 243 amino acids. The transcript has 3 exons. Lineage: Eukaryota; Metazoa; Cnidaria; Hydrozoa; Anthoathecata; Hydractiniidae.